This is a messenger RNA of Neoarius graeffei (lesser salmon catfish), 2129 nucleotides long. It is a transcript of the gene pdia6, whose product is annotated as protein disulfide isomerase family A, member 6. Bases 102 to 1430 code for a protein of 442 amino acids. Gene Ontology annotation, cellular component: endoplasmic reticulum lumen. Gene Ontology annotation, molecular function: protein disulfide isomerase activity; protein-disulfide reductase activity. The transcript has 13 exons. Lineage: Eukaryota; Metazoa; Chordata; Actinopteri; Siluriformes; Ariidae. The record is from RefSeq and is a predicted model, not a curated record. Gene Ontology annotation, biological process: response to endoplasmic reticulum stress.
GCCACGGUGAGCUGGUGCGAGCGCUUUAUGGUCCUGAGGUAAAGAGAGAGUGUGAGAGUGUGUGAGGAGUUUAAAGUGUCAGCGGCGCUCUGGAAAUAAACAUGCGAGCUGUUUUGGGUGUGCUGGUGUGCUCCUUGAUGGUCCUCUCCAUCCAUGGACUCUACUCUGCUAGUGACGAUGUGAUCGAGCUCAAUCCUUCAAACUUCAACAAGGAGGUUCUGCAGAGUGACAGUUUGUGGCUGGUGGAGUUUUAUGCCCCCUGGUGCGGACACUGCCAGAACCUGGUCCCAGAAUGGAAGAAAGCAGCCACGGCUUUGAAGGGUGUCGUUCAAGUGGGUGCUGUUGAUGCCGACCAGCACAAAUCACUGGGAGGCCAGUAUGGAGUCCGUGGUUUUCCCACCAUCAAGAUCUUUGGUGCUAACAAGCAUAAGCCUGAGGAUUACCAAGGUGGACGCAGCGGUCAGGCCAUUGUUGAAGCAGCUCUGAAUGCAGCACGAUCUCUUGUGAAGGACAGACUGAGUGGAAAAUCUGGAGGUUCUGACUACAGCAGACAGAGUUCUGGUGGUAGCAGUGGUGGCAAUAAGAAUGAUGUGGUCGAGCUGACGGAUGAUAACUUUGACCGCGUGGUUUUGGGCAGUGGUGAUGUGUGGCUGGUGGAGUUCUUUGCCCCGUGGUGUGGACACUGUAAAAACCUUGAGCCUGAAUGGACGGCUGCAGCUACUCAGGUCAAAGAGCAGUCCGGUGGUAGAGUGAAGCUGGGAGCUGUAGACGCUACUGUUCAUCAGGGUCUGGCAAGCCGCUACGGAAUCAGAGGAUUCCCGACUAUUAAGAUCUUUCGGAAAGGAGAGGAGCCAGAGGACUACCAGGGUGGACGCACACGCGCCGACAUCAUUGCCUAUGCCAUGGACCUUUACUCAGACAACGCCCCUCCUCCAGAAUUACGAGAGAUUCUGAAUGAAGACGUUUUAAAGGAGACUUGUGAGGAUCAUCAGCUUUGUAUCAUUGCUGUUUUGCCUCAUAUUCUAGAUACAGGUGCAGCAGGAAGAAACGCUUAUCUGGAAGUCAUGAUGAAGAUGGCGGAGAAGUACAAGAAGAAGAUGUGGGGCUGGCUGUGGACUGAAUCCGGAGCUCAGAUGGAACUUGAAGCCUCUUUGGGGAUCGGUGGUUUCGGCUACCCAGCCAUGGCAGCUAUUAACGCUCGCAAAAUGAAGUAUGCCCUUCUUAAAGGCUCCUUCAGUGAGACGGGAAUCCAUGAGUUCUUAAGGGAUCUCUCUGUUGGGCGUGGUUCCACUGCCACAAUAGCAGGUGGGGCUUUACCCAAGAUCCACAGUGUAGAAGCCUGGGACGGGAAGGAUGGAGUCCUUCCUGUGGAGGAUGACAUUGACUUGAGUGAUGUGGAUCUGGAUGACUUGGACAAGGAUGAAUUAUGAGUUCAUGGGCAGUGCAAGGCUUGUCCAGUUUGAGCCGGUCUGCGAGCUACCUCUCCUCUCCCAUGGAUGAGGGGAAAACUGGGACAUUAAGUUACUGAACACUCUUGAAACAAAGACAUGUCUCACUUUUAACUUCUCUCCAAUCGUUUGAAAUGAGGCGGGAUGGGGGUUUAAACCGUGGUUGCUUUAGCUUUGCCUCACAGGCCUCCUUUACCUUGAUUUGGGUUUGCUGAUAAGGAUAUAGAACAGAAUUAUUAUUAUUUUUCCCCCUCCCCUGUCCAGUUGUUCCCAGCAUACAUGGCUUCAUAAUAAGGUUUAUUUGCUCUAUUCCAAUAAAAUCCCAGAUGGUAUUCCAGUGACGUCCGUUCCUCAGUGAACAAUGCCUGAAACAGGAUAAAGCCCCAUUAAUUACUGACACAGGCCGUUUGCUGAGGAAAGGAAACGACUCUAGACUACCGGAUGCAGUCCUGAGUGGUUUUCCACACCUCGUCCUGGAUUUAACCUGCCGUUUCCCCUGCUGAAAGUCCGAUUGAGGUUUUCCUUUCAAAAUAACUUUUUAAUGUGAGAAGUGAGUUGGUAAAUCUGCUUUCCGCUGUAUUUGUGCUGGACAGGAAGUAAAGUGAGGACUGUGUAGAUUUUUUCUUACAUGAGUGUGUUUAAUGUUUUUGUUAUGAAAAUAAAAAAGGAACAUAGAUAAAA